Molecule: messenger RNA, 2905 nt
Organism: Branchiostoma belcheri (Belcher's lancelet)
Lineage: Eukaryota; Metazoa; Chordata; Leptocardii; Amphioxiformes; Branchiostomatidae
Product: trinucleotide repeat-containing gene 6C protein-like
Exons: 7
Biological process (GO): miRNA-mediated gene silencing by inhibition of translation; positive regulation of nuclear-transcribed mRNA poly(A) tail shortening
Cellular component (GO): P-body; nucleoplasm
Molecular function (GO): RNA binding; protein binding
Source: RefSeq, a predicted model, not a curated record
CCAACCCCAUCCCAGCCGGCCCCACCGGUUGGGAGGAGCCCUCGCCGCCCACCAUGCGCCGCAUGAUGGCCGUGGACAACGGGACUGCGGCCUGGGGCGACCCCGAGGCCCACAACCGCCGGGUGUCGGAGCUGGGCAAGAGGGGUCAGCAGCUGAGCGUUAGUGCCUUGCAGAACACCACAGCCCAAAUGAAUGUGCCAAAAUCCCCCGGGGACCCUCCCGGGGGGACCAAGGGGUGGUCGGAGCCACCGCCGACGCCGUCUGCUUUCAAGCCCUCGGGGUGGGGAGACACCCCCACCUCCGCGGGGAGCCCGUACGACAAGGGUACGUCCAUCUGGGGAGGUAAGACCUCCAGCUCGAGCUGGGGAGACCCCGGGGAGGCUGCCUGGGGAACCUCCGUGUCCAGCGCUACACACAGUAAAUCUGGGUCCGAAUCUAUGCAAGACGGGUGGGGCACGGAGGGGGAGGGCAGCAGCACCCCCGGGUGGGAGGAGGACGAGGCCUUUGGAACGUGGAGUGUCAGCGCUUCUCAGGAAAGCAACUCAUCUUACGGCAGUGGUGGAUGGACUAACGUGGGUGGAAAGAAAAAAGUAAGUGCUAAACCUGUGGUAAAGGACUCCAGCAUGUGGAACAAUCGACAAUUGAAGCAGCUAGUAGACAUGGGAUUUCCAAGAGAAGAUGCUGAAAAGGCUCUGAAGACCAAUAAUAAUAACCUUGAAAGUGCCAUUGGGGCUUUGUUUUCGUAUUUUCAUCCAGGUGUCCUGCUUCAAAAGAACGGUGUGGAAAGCAACAGCCACCUUGACUCUGACUCAGGAAAAGACAACCGCAACACCAACCGUGUAUUGCCAGUGGGUCGUCAGAAGCGCUUCUCUUCCAGAGCCGACGACCAGAUCCCAGUAACAUCGCAUGACGAAGAUGAUUCCUCUGCCUUCAUUCCUAUUUCACAGCCCAAUCAGAUUCUCAAAAAUCCUUCGCCCAUUCCACCUGGCCAACAAGCUGGCAUGAACAAACAGGGUGUGAACUACAACUUCAGUUUAACCAAAUUCAGGUGCCAUGAGCAGUAUUACUUCUUCAAGUGCAACUCCUACACCUCCAGCCAGCAGUGGUCCUCCGCCAUCGAUGCAGACCUGAGCAGCAUGUUGCCGCCCGAGUUCAAGCCGGGAGAACCCUGGAAGGGCCUCAAGGACUACGCCAACGACCCGGACGUGACCCCCGGCAGCGUGGCGCGCUCCAUCUCCCUCAACAUGGUGAAGGACUCGGACAUCCUGUAGCUGACGGGCGAACAGUACAAGUCCAGCAAGGACGACCCCGCCAGCUCCACCUCUGCUCUUCUCUCCUCCACUACUUGGUCCUUCAGUGGCAGCUCUUUAUAUAGCAAUACUUCUGCAAGCGGCUCCAACAAAGGCAACGUCAAGUCCACCUGGAGCAGCUCCUCCCCCCUCAGCCCAAGCGCCUACCCACCCAGCACCAUCACUAAUGAGAUCUGGCGCGCCCCCCUGCCGUCCAAGAAGGGGGUUGUGCCGGCCCGUCCCCCGCCGGGGCUCAACGUAACAAAGUCGUCCAUGUGGUCCAGCGGCGGCGGCGGGAGGGGGAGCUCCGGGGACUACAACGUGGGUGGAUCCUCCGGAGGCAGCGGUGGAUCAGGAUGGGGCUCUGGUGAGCUGCUAUACCCUAUAGGGUCAUUCCCCAGUAUGUGGAGUGGGGGUGACACCGCCCCUCCCGGCCGCCAGGCGCCCUCCAACUGGCUCAUCCUCAAGAACCUCACUCCUCAGAUUGACGGCUCCACCCUGCGCACCCUGUGCAUGCAGCACGGCCCGCUGCUGACAUUCCACCUCAACCUCUCGCAAGGCUGCGCCCUGGUGUGCUACAUGAGCAAGGAGGAGGCGGCCAAGGCGCAGAAGAGCCUUCACACCUGCGUGCUGGGGAACACCACCAUUCUUGCCGACUUCAUCAGCGAGGAUGAGGCGAGACGCCUCUUCGAGCAGAACAACAGCCAGGCCGCGGCCACCUCGUCCGCCAACGAUCGCUACAACCCGGAUCGAUACAACGUUAACCCGUCGUUCGGAGGACGCGGCGACGCCCAGCAUUACAUUGGCGGCCGCGGGGACGCGCAGACCUACCCCGGCCGCGGGGAGAACCAGUCGUACGGGACCCGUGGCGGAGAGAACCGGGGCUACGGGGGGCGCGGCGACGCCCAGGCCGCCUAUGGCAGGCGCAACGACCCGCCGCCCUUCAGCGGGCCGCCCCCUAGCGACUCUCACUGGAACGGCAGCAGCAGCGUCGGAGGCCUUAGCAGCAUGAUCCCGGGGAACAGCAUGUGGUCCAUACAGGCCGGGUCCAGCGGGGGAGGCGGCUGGGGUACAGGAAACGACACGGACGCCCGCGGCGUGGUCAGCCCCAACGCGCUCUCCACCCUCCUCCCGGGGGACCUCCUGGGAGGGGAGAACAUGUGACUCUCUGUAGCUCACGGCUACAGCUUGGGCAGGGGCUGACGAGAGUCGGCUCCCCGCCCAGAUGAUGUGCAAACCUGGGGGAGAUGGGACUUCUCCAUCCCAGAUUGAAUGCAUUGCCAUUUGAUUUUGCCAGGAAGAACAAUUAUAUGAUAGCCUAUUGAGGAAUGCAAGCCAAUCAUGUCAAGUCAGCUGGGAAAAUUCCUUCCAGUAGGUUUAUGUGUGUUCCCUGUGUGGUGUUUCGUGUUACCAGCUCUCUUCAACAAUCCCUUUCUUCCCUGCUAGGGGACCGAAGAGAAAGAACACAAGAGCUUUUAAAUCAUAUCAUGGAGAGGAUUCGCUCCCAAAGACGGGUGCUGUUUUACUUGAAGAAAGAAAUAUAUGUGUGUGCUUGCCUAAAGCUGUAAUACUUUGUAGUGGCUAUAAUUAUUAUACAAUAAAUCAGAUGCACAUAG